Molecule: messenger RNA, 886 nt
Organism: Ailuropoda melanoleuca (giant panda)
Lineage: Eukaryota; Metazoa; Chordata; Mammalia; Carnivora; Ursidae
Product: calpain-9-like
Exons: 9
Biological process (GO): proteolysis
Cellular component (GO): cytoplasm
Molecular function (GO): calcium-dependent cysteine-type endopeptidase activity
Source: RefSeq, a predicted model, not a curated record
CUACGAAAGGCCUACCCACCCAGCCCCGCUGAUGCUAAUGCCCGCAGCCUUGGCUCCCUGGCGGGGAAGCCUCUGGAACUGCACAGGGCUGAGCACAAUGGAGCAUAUGGAAGGGAGGCAGAAGGGGAGGACAGAGGCGACUGCUGGCUAUUAGCUGCCAUUGCGUCCCUGACGCUGAAUGAGAAAGCUCUGGCUAGAGUCAUCCCCCAGGACCAAAGCUUUGGGGCCGGUUAUGCUGGAAUAUUCCACUUCCAGUUCUGGCAGCACAGCGAGUGGUUGGAUGUGGUCAUCGAUGACCGGCUGCCCACCUUCAAGGACCGCUUGAUCUUCCUCCACUCCGCUGACCACAGCGAGUUCUGGAGCGCCUUGCUGGAAAAAGCCUACGCCAAGCUGAACGGCAGCUAUGAGGCUCUGAAGGGGGGCAGCACCAUCGAGGCCAUGGAAGACUUCACCGGGGGUGUAGCAGAGACCUUUGCAACUAAAGAGGCUCCAGAGAACUUCUAUGAGAUUCUAGAGAAGGCCCUGAAGAGGGGCUCUCUCGUGGGCUGCUCCAUUGAUAUCAGAAAUGCUGCAGAAUCUGAAGCCCGGACACCUUUUGGUCUCAUUAAGGGCCAUGCCUACAGUGUGACAGGAAUUGACCAGGUAAACUUCCGAGGCCAGAAAAUGGAGCUCAUCAGGGUCCGGAACCCUUGGGGCCAGGUUGAGUGGACCGGGUCCUGGAGUGACAGCUCCUCCGAGUGGCGUUCCGUGGGCCCAGCUGAGCAGAAGCGCCUGUGUCACACGGCUCUGGAUGACGGCGAGUUCUGUCCAGGAGGACAUCCCUAUUCUGCGGUGGCUCUCUCCAGGCAGUGAUUCGGGGACCCAAGCCCCUCCCUCUGUGUGGCUC